This is a messenger RNA of Populus euphratica (Euphrates poplar), 835 nucleotides long. Its product is annotated as leucine-rich repeat extensin-like protein 1. Lineage: Eukaryota; Viridiplantae; Streptophyta; Magnoliopsida; Malpighiales; Salicaceae. Bases 29 to 694 code for a protein of 221 amino acids. The transcript has a single exon. The record is from RefSeq and is a predicted model, not a curated record.
CAUAGUACGGUCACCGAUACAUUUGCACAUGCCCGGUGUGCCCUUCUUCAUUGCUAAAUACCAACCACCACCAUUUUGUUUUCAGCACCAUUCUCCCCAUCCUUUUUCCCUCCUUCAAAAAUCUUAUGAACAACAACACCAGUUUCUAAGGAUCCUAUCACCAUCAUUAGAAAUUAAAAUGAUUAACCCCAACUCCCUAUCAGUAUCAUUCUUAAUUCUCUUCAUUUUGCACACCGAUUACUUUUCAUCAACCACAUCGAACAUUACAGGAGUUUCCAAGACACAAUGUACAAUGUGCUCUGGCUGUGAAAACCCAUGCCAACCCCUUCCAUCCACUCCUCCACCACCACCCCCUGUCUCCACUUGUCCGCCUCCGCCAGCGGUUGUCUCGGGCUCCCCACCGCCACCAUCAAUGCCAAAUUCAGGCACAAUUUACUACUCGCCACCGCCACCUAAUUCAGUGCCCACGUACGCGUACUCCCCUCCGCCACCACCCGCCGAUGUUGCUGGAUUUUAUCCGCCGCCAAGAUAUGGUAACCAUCCAGCGCCUCCGCCACCGAACCCUAUACUUCCUUACUUUCCAUUCUAUUAUUAUAACCCUCCACCAUCGUCUUCUCCUAACUCUGUUCUCUUGAAAAUGAACCCCAUUGUUUUUUUCAUUUUUCUUUUUCUUUCUUUCCUCUGUUGCUUCUAAAUUGAUCAGAAACUCAUUGACCAAUAAAUGCAGAGGUUUUUCUUUUCUUUUCCUUAUUAAAAAAUAAAAAUUUCAGUUAUAUUUCUGUACUUACAGAUAUUCUUUUAGAAAGUCAUCCAAUUUAUUGUCCCUUCUUUUAUA